Molecule: messenger RNA, 4102 nt
Organism: Plodia interpunctella (Indianmeal moth)
Lineage: Eukaryota; Metazoa; Arthropoda; Insecta; Lepidoptera; Pyralidae
Exons: 7
Coding region: 377-3706 (1109 amino acids)
Cellular component (GO): membrane
Source: RefSeq, a predicted model, not a curated record
CACAAGAAUAAAUUAAACUGCUAUGAACGAAUAAUCGAAUGGUGCACCAAAGACAAAGAAAUGCACCAUUGUGUUGUUCAAUCUUCUACUUUUUUCAAAAGUUUCUGUACAUCUGUAGAAUAUGUAGGUACCGAUGUAUAACUACCUGGCUCUGCUCGGCAUGCGCCUGCGCUGCCGCCGCUAAAUUCUGAAACCUGAUUGGUUGCUUUGCUAGCCCUCAUUAUAGCGUUUGAGGCGGUUUGAGGUAUCAUUUAUCUACCUGAACGAACCCAGUCUUAUAACAGGUUCAUUAGUUUUAAGAUAUUGCUUAUGGCUAAAAGAAACAAUGACUAUUUAAAGAACUUUUAAUGAGAAAUGAGUUUAUUUAAGUAAUAAAAUGGCAGAAGCCUAUCGGUACAGUUUGAAUAAUAAAACCAAUAGAGAAACAACUAAUCAGGAUGAAAAUUUUUGCAUAUUGAAUGUUUUGUGUGUGUUUAUUUCUCUCGUAACAAUACUUGCUGACUUAACAACAGAUAUUCUUGUAUUUGCCGAAUAUUGCCAUGGUGGUCAAUUAUAUUGGGGUUUAGCCACUAUUUUACUUAUUUUAUUACCCAACUUUGUGGUAAAUACUUUUUCGUUACGAUGGUACAUAAAUGAUCAAAAAUUCAAUCUUCAUCAUUGGAUCACACAUGGGUUACUUGUGGGCUUUAUAGAAAGGUAUUUUAUAUUCAUCUACAAAGUUUUUGCAUGUAAAAAUAUAGAGGCAAUCAAGACGAAAAAAUAUGUUGAACAAAGAAAUGACCUAUCAUUAUUACACUUUUUGUAUGUAUUUUCGGGAACUAUUCCACAGAUUAUUUUGCAUUCUUAUGCUAUCGUGAUUUUAGAUGGGAUUUUUUACACGAAAGUAUUCGCACUAAGUGCAUCAAUAGCAUCAGUUACAUGGAGCUGUACUACUUAUAUUUAUAAUAAAGCAGUGAAUUCAAAUGAAAUGAAAAAAUGGACAACAUUUUUACUAAAAGUAGUUUGGAAUUUUGGUGUAUUACUUAGUCGAAUACCAAGCAUAUUGAUAUUUUCUAUAAUAUUUGGAAUUUGGACGCUAAUUCCUUUAGGUUUACACUGGAUGGCAAUGAGUUUUUGGAUUAUUCUACAAAAAACGACAUUUUGUUCGAAUAAAUUCGAGAAAACGCUGUAUAAUCUUGUAAUAGGAUUUGUUUACUGUUUUUGUUAUAUCGAUUUGGCUGAAGGGAAUACAAGAUACAGAUUAAUGAUGUUUUAUACACUCAUAUUAACUCAAAAUUUUGGCACUCUGCUCUUAUAUGUCUCAAUAUCUGAUUCGAUUGAGCUGGUAAAGACAUGGUUUAUUGGUUCUACGAUCUGCAUUUUAGUUGGGACUAUAAUUGGCGUCGUUGCAUUUAUUACGUACUAUCGCUGUUAUUCUUUAAAAGAAUUAAAGGAAGACGAAGAAAACUCCAUCGAUGACAUUGAGUUGAACAAUAAGAAAAAUAAGGAUACUGUUAGUCAUGAUAUUUCCAAGCAAGCAAAACCCAUUCAGGAAUCCAAUGUAUCAGAACCCAAUGCAAGGUCUAAAAGACACAGGAAAAAGAGAAACACAAAAAAAGUAACACCUAUGCAGUCACUACCUUUAAAUGAGAUGCAAAACCCAGAUAAAAAAUUCUUAUUGGAACAUUGGAUAGGUGCAUCCAAAACUCCUACUUUUCCUACUACACCUGCGACCAACACGAGCAUGGAUAUUUCAAACAUUGAAGUUUAUACGGUAGAAAACACCCCACAGACUUUUUCCGUACAACGAGACGAACUUAAAUAUAAUAGAAGCAAUAACAGAAUAAUGAAAAAAUACAAAACUGUAUGCUCACCAACGGAAUUGAUGUUGAAAUUAUCUGCAAUUGAAAAUAUUGAAAGCUCGAUUGAUGAAAUAACUUCAAACAAUAUAAACAUACAGAAAAGAAGAGGUAUUUGUUCUUCAGAUGAAUUAAGGGAUGAAUUAAUAAAUAUAAAUAUGGACAUUGUGAACGAAGCUUUUAUGAAAUCCUUGAAAACAGAUCGUAGUUCAGAAAUAAGUCACGAUACCGAUGGUUCCAAUAAGAAGACUUCUUCAGAUUCCAUAGAUAUGGACUUAGAUUUAAGUUUUAGUGAUAUUAACAGUUCCGAUAUAAAUACUUUUAAUGAGAAUAUUGUACAAAAAUUGUGUUUGAGCGCAUUAAAAAACAUUAAAGUAGGGAAUCAGGAUGCUGAUAUUGAAAAUAUACAACGUAUAGCAUUGGAUAUUUUAAAAGAAAUGUAUACAAAAAAGGACAAAAGCAAAAGUAGAAUCGCAAAAGAUACUUCAAGUGUAAAGAAUCGUGACUUAGACACUCCGACAGAAAUGUUAUCAGUUCAUGAUUAUGAAAAUAUCUGCGCAGUUAAUAUUGCAAGGGAAGCUUGGGGUUUACGAUCUUGGAACGGUUAUUCAGAUAUUGAAAAUUGGCAACAUGAUGGAAGCGUAGUUAGAGAUAGAAGGACGGAUACGUUUACAUCCGAAAGUUCUGAAAUUAGUAGUUGCUUAUCUCAGGAAUUAAAAAAUGCAAUUUUAUCUGCACCACCAUUUUCCAAAAGAACACCUACCUAUUCUAAUAUAUCAAUGAAAUUCGAUAGAAGUAAUCAAGAAGACUAUGCAGAUUCAACAAUUUGUCAGUCAACAGAUGAAACAUUCCUAGCGAAGCCAUGUGUUCUAGAUGUAAAUAAAGAUCCUAAUCAUCUUGAACCAAUAUUAGAAGAAUUAGAUGAUCUAUGUGACAUAGAUUCUCCAACUAAGAAAAGGUUGAAUUCUGAAAGCUCUUUAGUAGCUACUAUAGAUGAAAUUAGGAAAGCUUUUGUUACCAAUUCACCUAAACACAUAUAUCACAGGCGAGAUCAUGUAUGGGAUUCCCCUCAUUCAAGUACGUCAGUAACAAUCGAAAAUACAUUAAAGCAAGCUCUGUGGAAGGAGCCUUCCAAAUUUGAUUCUAGCAAUAUAAUGGAUUCAUUGCCAGAAAAAGAAAAUAUCUGCAACAUGUCCCAUGGCUAUAAAUACGAUACAAAUAAAGUAACAACCAAGUUAGGAAUUGCGCCUCCAAUAGAUUUAUUUUAUCCAGGUAAUGAUCCGAUUGGCAAUCACGAUUCCAAGAGACGGGUGAAAUUAAAUGAAUGCAAUAUAAAACUGCAAAAUAAGAAGAUAAAUAAUAGGACAGAACAUCUUCAAGAUCUUUCAAACAAAGAUAUAGAUAUGCUAUGGCAACUUGUGUCUGUAAAUUCAUUACCACAUAGUUCAGUUGAAGACCUAACAUCAAAUCGAAUAUCAACUUCAUUGCAGUCAUUAAUACAAAAAGACUCAUCUGUGACGCCAAUAGCACCUAAAAUAACAAAUAUAAAAAAAAGUGUCAGAAGUAAACCAAGGCGAAAAUUUUCAAUUUUGAGAGAAAGAUUUGAACCAAAAAUUAAUUUACAUUCUGAUAAGGAAGUUCUUUGUCUCGGUACAGAAACUUUAUCUUAUUCUGCGGACACGAACAUUGUUAACGUGAAAAAUGAUUUGGACCGUGACCGUAAUGACAAAUCCCGGGUAGACAUGAAAACUAACUCUCAAACUGUUGAUUCCAUGUCUACUAAAAGUAUUAAAGAAAAGAGGUCCCUGUUUAUGAAACAGGUGUUAAGCCCACCGAAAUUCAAUACAAAAUUAAGACAUAAAAUGUAAGAUUCCUCUUCAUGAAAAAAGUAUGAGUAAAAAAAAAACAAAGAUCUCACGACUUAUGUAGUCAUUAAACAAUAUAAAAGUAGAAAAAGAAUGCUCAAUGACGUGACGUAUGGUGAAUAUAGGUAUAGUAUACAGCUAUAUAGCUUCUACUCUUAUAAUUUUAUUUUUGUAAGUCUUUGAAUAAUAUUUUAAUAAGAUUUAGCAAAGAACUAUGUAUAAAAAAAUAUUAAGUAGUAUUUAAUCAUGAAAAUCUGUGAUGUUUGUGCCUUUCGUUAACUCUAAUUGCCAGUAUUUUUAGACAAUUAGACAAUUUGGAUUCGUUUAACUCAGUGAUGUUACGAAAAUAUUUGAAUAAUAAUUUGGUUAGGGCCAGCCCGAUCUCCAGUGAGAAUUUCA